ACGAACACCGCCCUCCAGUAUUACGCUAGAGACACGCGCCCAGCCCCAGGAAAAUUGAAUCCGUGUGCCAUAUCGCCCAUUUGCUGAACAUCAUGCUGGCACAAAACGAAUCCUAUGGCUCCUUCGGGCAUACCAAUGCCUGUUCUUUCACUCUUGAACACCUUCAGCUCCCGCGCAGAAGACUAGCUACAACUCGAAGAACCAUAAAGUCCCACAAGCUUCGCACAGUUCCACCUGCAACACCCGCCUACCGCCCGUUUCUAGCAUCAGGCACUACCCGCGCGAAGAAAGCCAUACGCCCAAAACACGAAGCCUUUUCGCGCGACAUGUCUGGUCACAGUUACUCGUCUUCUGACCCAGACAACUACUCAUACGCUCCGGCCUACCCAUCAACGGUACCUCAGUACACGCAAACACAGAUUAAUCAAUACUUCGCACAAUACCAAUGUUACCCACCGCAGCCGUACCAUGUUAUCGCAGACUACUAUACUCAGCCCGUCACUGUUGCUCAUACCAGCUAUCAGCCGGCAGUAGCGGAACUUCCAUAUGACACUGCGCAUUGGCAAGGACAGGCGGAUAACCUUGAAUUGCCCACCUCUCAAGGACCUACAAGGAGUAAUAGUAGCACAAGAACAUGGACAUGCGACAUUCCCUCGUGCACCUCCGCCGCAAACUUCACCCGCCUCGCCGACCUCCAGCGCCAUCAGUCGACCGUCCAUGGCGUGGGCACUCCAGAGUACCCCUGUACUGUACCCCAUUGCAACCGUGUAGGCAACAAGGGUUUCACACGACGAGACCACCUCAUCGAACACUUGCGCAAUUUUCAUCACAUCGACAUUCCGAAGAGGCGUCCCGGUGAGAGAUCUGCAUUCCCAUUCGGGUUUCCCGAAGGAUUCCAGAAUCAGUGAGUAAGACAUGGGCAAGAAAAUGAGGAGGGUUGAUGUGGAUGC
This is a messenger RNA of Cucurbitaria berberidis CBS 394.84, 950 nucleotides long. RefSeq lists its product as uncharacterized. NCBI's taxonomy places the organism in Eukaryota, Fungi, Ascomycota, Dothideomycetes, Pleosporales, Cucurbitariaceae. The transcript has 5 exons. The record is from RefSeq and is a predicted model, not a curated record. Bases 93 to 908 code for a protein of 271 amino acids.